AUGGAAGCUGAAUGCAGGGAACACGUCGCAGUGGCAGAAGGGACACAAGAUCCUCGACGUUUUACACAGAGUCGAGAUGGCAAACACACUCGAAAUUCACAGGACCGACUGCCCUCCGCUGCAGCACUCGGUGCUGAAGCCAGUAAGACAUCUAACCCAACGAAUACCAAGAAAACUGCAGACAGCGCUUGUUUCUUUUGUGGGAAGGAUCACGACGUCAGGAAGUGCCGUCUAGAUGCUGACCUGGCAGACCUGGAAGAGCGGCUUCGUCGAAGCCGCCGCUGCUUCCGUUGCGCAAAGGAGAAUCACACCGCUAGAGUUUGUCGAUCCGUGAAGGGCCUGAAGUGCGACCGAUGCAGCGGGCGGCAUUUGACGGUCCUAUGUAGGCAAGGGAGUCAGAAAACUACGGAUGGAACCGUCGUAGCAAGCGGUACAUGGCAACACUGUUCUCCAUACCCGCAGGUCGUGCUCCUGCAGACGGGGUAUGCCAUACUUUGCACUACUGAUGGCCGACGGAAGCCAAUUCGUAUUCUCAUCGAUGGCGGCAGCCAAAGGACAUUUAUUAAGAAGCCACUGUCGCGGAAAAUGCAGCUGCCAAUCGUGGGAAGGGAAGAUCUUGCAAUCAACACUGUCGGAAAAGCCGGGAAGCAGUCCUUGCAUAGCAGGGUCAGUGUGACCCUCCGAUCCCAGUACACGUCCCAGGAGGUAUCCUUUGAGGCUCUGGAAAUACCAGAAAUAUGCAUCAGUAACCUUCCGCAUAUCGACGUCAAGGCUCUCAAUUGCCUCAGGAAUACUGGAAUCCAGUUAGCGGAUGUGGCUGUGGCAUCUGUUCCCUCAACAGAAAUAAGCAUUCUUUUGGGCGCAGACUUUUACGGGGCGGUUGUCACCGGCAAGCAAAUGCGGCUUCAAGGUAACCUCAUCGCCCUCGAAACAACCUUCGGAUGGACUCUGCAAGGUCCUGCGGGAGAUUAUUCUUUGCCAGAGGUGAACACUUUCCACGUUGAUGUUUCUAGCUUCUCCCAAGACGACUUAGAUGAGAGGUUGCAGUCAUUCUGGGACUUGGAGCACCUCGGGAUUGCCGACGCCUCAGAAUCACCAGGAAUAGAUCCCGUUCUACAGAGAUUCGAGGACAGCACUCUAUUGGAGAACGGUCGCUACAGUGUUGGGCUGCCUUGGAAGGACAACCUUGUCUCUAGGCUCGGGACAAACAAGACAACAGCUGAAGUACGUCUAAGAAACGCCACCCGCACUCUGUUGAAAGACCAGGCUGUAAUGAUCGAAUACGACCAAGUUAUUCGCCAGUACCUCGAGAACGGUCACGCUGAACGCGUAGAUGUCACAGCGUCAAAGGUUGGCCCGGAGUAUUAUCUCCCACAUCAUGCAGUGAUCCGACGUGAAAGGGAGACUACUAAAGUACGCAUCGUAUUCGACGCCUCGUCAAAGGCACCUGGGUUUCUAUCUUUGUAUGACGUACUACACGUGGGUCCUAAUCUCAAUUCGGACAUUCUCUCUUUGCUGUUGAGGUUCAGGAUGCAUCCCAUCGCCCUUGUUUCUGACAUAGAGAAGGCCUUUCUACAAAUUGGCCUUCACAAGCAGGACACCGACGCAUUGCGUUUCCUUUGGUAUUCUACGACUCCGGUUACUGGGCAAACCCUCCCAGACAUUGAAACUUGGCGGAUGACUCGAGUACCCUUUGGUGCCAGGUCCAGCCCCUUUCUUCUUUCCGCCACUAUUCGACACCACUUACGGCAGUCUGAAGGGGACUACCCGGAGACAGCGGCGCUUCUACAGGACCAUUUCUACGUCGACGACUUGGUGGUCAGCGUGGAAACAUCAUCAGACGCAGAGAUUCUGUACCAGGACACUUUGCGAAUAUUUGAGGCCGCAGGCAUGAAAGUGAAGAAGUGGGUGACCAAUGACGGGAGCCUAUUACGCCAGAUGUUCAACGAUGGCAGCACAACCGUCGAGACGACUCAAGAUCACACUAAGAAGGUGCUGGGACUUGUCUGGGACGUACACAAUGACAAACUACGAUGCCCUCUCGCAGCCAUUUUGGACUUUGUUGCAAACGAGACGAAUGACAAGAGACACAUUUUACAGUCCGUAUCAAGGAUGUACGAUCCUUUCGGCUUACUUGCGCCCUUCACCAUUACUGGGAAGAUUCUGCUGCAAAGAAUUUGGGAGGCGGAGCUAGACUGGGAUGAUCCACUGCCAGAGGACAUACAAUCAGUGUGGAAGGAGUGGUGUGUGGGAGUGUCAGAACUGGAGCAACUCUCUCUGCCUCGAUUCCUGGGAUAUUCGUGCACGGCCACGCCUAGGAAGAUGCACGUAUUUGCUGACGCUAGUCCCUACGCUUACGGCGCGGAAAUCUACGUUGAAGUGUCAUCGAGCGGCUCUUCUAGCAUGGAGUUUCUCGUCAGCAAGAGCAGAAUGGCCCCCAUCAAGCGCCAAACGCUGCCAAGGCUUGAACUUAUGGCAGCCCUUCUUGCCGCACGGCUUUACCGAUAUGUCUGCACUGCUUUGAAGAUUGUGCCCGACUGUGUGUACGGAUUCUCUCAUAGCGUUGCAUUGGAUAAGAGGGCCAGUAACACGGUGGAAGACCUUCGUUGCGAACCGCGUCCAAGAAAUUCAAAGCAUCACUUCUACUGA
Ornithodoros turicata is the source of this 2649-nucleotide messenger RNA. RefSeq lists its product as uncharacterized. Gene Ontology annotation, molecular function: zinc ion binding; nucleic acid binding. The coding region runs from base 1 to 2649 and encodes 882 amino acids. The record is from RefSeq and is a predicted model, not a curated record. The transcript has a single exon. Lineage: Eukaryota; Metazoa; Arthropoda; Arachnida; Ixodida; Argasidae.